Oldenlandia corymbosa var. corymbosa is the source of this 1035-nucleotide messenger RNA. The record is from the annotation of a GenBank genome assembly. Lineage: Eukaryota; Viridiplantae; Streptophyta; Magnoliopsida; Gentianales; Rubiaceae.
AUGGGAUUUACUCUUGAUCGGGCCUUCUCCAUGGCUCCUAAACGUUGGAAUAAACAUGGACGUGGUAACGAAGAGUCCUCGAAAACUGUUUUGUGGCAAAAUAAAUUUCCCAACUUUGCCUUAAAAGAAACCCGGAAAACUCUGCAAAACCCUGCUGCGGUGGCAGCUGUUUUGGGAUUGUUGUUGCUGGUGUAUUAUCCCAGCCCUGCAUUGGCUUCCUCUGGCGGUGUAAUGGGUGGAGACUCUAUUUCAUCAUCCUCGUCUUCGACUGAUUACUCGUCAUCGAGUGGUUACUCUUCGUCGUCAUGGACACAUUAUAAUGACUACUCAAGUUACUCCGCUAAAAAUGGUUCUUCGAGUAGUAGCUCUGGAGAGCAGGCCGGUGGAGAGUUGGGUUUUAUCCUACUCCUAAUCAUAGUGGUGAUAUUGUUCGUUGUCCUUCUGAACUAUUGUUCGCCAAAAAUUAGUGUUGUGAAGCUCCAGGUUGGCUUGAUGGGUUCGGCAAGAUCACUUCAGAGGGAUCUCGAUCUAAUUGCUAAAAGUGCAAAUACAUCUACCAAGGAAGGAUUAAGCUUCGUACUGACUGAAACUAUAUCCACUUUGCUUCGACAUCCUGAAUAUUGCAUCUCUGCUUAUUCAUCGGUUGAUGUUAAGAAUAGUAUAGUAAGAGUAAAAGAGCUAUUCAAUAAACUUUCUAUUGAAGAACGUCGUAAAUUUGAUGAGGACACACCUGUCAAUGUUGACAACAUAAAGAAGCGAAGUUCAAAUGGCCAAACAGCCAGUGGACCCAAUGAUGAUAAUGACUACAUCGUGGUUACGAUAUUGGUUGCUGCGGAAGAUUUGAGUAGGCUGCCUACAAUCAAUACUAGCUUAGACUUGAAAGAAGCCUUACAAAAGCUAGCAUCUGUUCCAUCAAGUCAAACUCAGGCAGUUCAGGUUUUGUGGACUCCCCAGCUUGAAGGCGACGUGUUAUCCAAGCAAGAUUUUCUUAAAGAUUACCCUCUUUUGCGCCCUCUCAUCCCUCUAUCCACCUAG